AUGCGGACAGCGUCCAACGGCCAAGCUAGUGGCCGCUUGCUCGAGCCGGCGAUGUCGGCGGGAGAAGCUCACGCGUCGCCGGCCUUGCAACCUGAACGCACACUGGGCGUGGAGAAUACUGCCCACGGCGGCAGCACGCUCCGGGAGCACGAACAGGAUCCCGUGCCCAUCGACGCCGACGCCAUGACGGGUAUGGUCGGCGACCCAGCGCGCAGCGUCGAGUUCUUCGGCACCAGCAGCGCCGGCUCGUUCCUGCGGCAGAUCAACUCGGCAAUCGAUGCACAACUCGGACAGACUCCGGCGACGACGCCCUGGGACCUCGAUGGCGUCAGUCCCGUCCGGGCGACGUCGGGCCACGGUAGCCGUGGCAUGAAGCUCAAGGAUCCGCAGGACUACAGCCUCCCGCAGCGGACGUUCGCGGACGACCUGUUGCGAGCGUAUCACGACGAGGUCUGGGCUGUGAUCCCCGUCCACGACUGGGUCGUCUUCUGGGGAACGUACAAGCGCGUCUGGCUGGGGUCGGCCUCUCCGAUCCCUGAGCAGACACUGUACUGCUUGCUGAAUUUGGCGUUUGCGCUCGGCAGCCAAUUCUCGCAGGCGAUCGACCCGGGCCAGCGUAGGGUGGUCGGGCAGUCGUUCUGGAACCGCGCUCGGAAGCUGUUUGCGCCGCAUACGCACGACGGCGCAUCGAUCGAGCGCGUGCAGUGCAUGCUCCUCAUGGGGCUGUAUCUACAAAGCACGUGUGAGACCUACGAGUGUUGGAUGACUAUCGGCUCGGCGAUUCGCAUGGCGCAGAGUCUGGGCCUACACCUGGCCCAGUCGACCACGCGGGUCCUGGCUUUUCGAGAGAUUGAGAUUUCCCGACGCGUAUGGCACGGAUGCGUGUACAUGGACAGGGUGCUUUCCAUGACCUUCGGCCGACCGAGCAUGAUCGCCAGAUGGGUCCCGCCUACGCUUCAGGUGCCACUGCCUUCGAUGAUUGACGACGAGUUUCUCGACACCCAACACACACCCGCAGCAAUGCGCCCCGACGGCCAGCCCGCGAUUACGGCUUUCUUCGUCAAGACGCUCGAACUCUACGACAUUGUGAACGACGUCCUUCUCGAGCUCUACCAGGGCGCCGCGGAUGUGACGAGCAAAGAAACCCGCCAUCUCGUGGCCGUGCUGCAGUUCGACGAUCGUCUCCUUCAAUGGCUCCGGUCGCUGCCCGAGCACCUGAAAUACUCUUCCAACUCGAGAGACGAGGGCAUCGUGUACGAGAGACAGCGGAUUGUUCUCCAGGCCCGAUACCUACAGGCCCGGAUCGCCGUCCUCAGACCUGUCCUUGCAGACUACUACCUCAAGCCGGUCAGCUCGAGACUCCGCCCGCAGCUGAGAGAAUGCAGCCUGUCCCAACACCUCAUCAACCAGUCGGCCGCGCUCUGUUUCGAGGCCGCCCACGAGAUGAUCGACGUUCUCUACGCGAGAUUCGACUUCGAGACCGUGACAGGGCCCGUCCCAGCCUGGUGGUUCGCCGUCCUCUUCAUCUACACGGCAGCCACCGUCCUACUGGCCGAGCGCCUCCGCCCCAUCGACAACGGGACUCACCACUCUGCUAGGGGUUCUGAGAACGUCUCCUGGGACAAGGCGAUUGAGCUGCUCAAGGCGUACGCGCGGGUCGGCCAGUCUGCCGAACGGUGCAACGCAGCGCUCGGCAUUUUGUCCGCAAAGAUCCAGGCCGCCACCCAGACCGCGGGCACCAGGGGAGCCUCCUACGAAGUGGCCGUUCAUGAGGGCUCCGCCAGCGCCGUAGCCACGGCGGGCGCAGAAUUGGGCCAGCCGAGGCUUGAUGAGGAUUUGGCCUUCCCCGUCGACUUUGGGGAUAUGGAUUUCAACAUUGACGACAUGCUGUGGUUGAACACGUCGGCUGCAGAAAUUAUAUUCUGA
Fonsecaea multimorphosa CBS 102226 is the source of this 1926-nucleotide messenger RNA. RefSeq lists its product as uncharacterized. The record is from RefSeq and is a predicted model, not a curated record. Gene Ontology annotation, biological process: positive regulation of transcription from RNA polymerase II promoter by galactose; DNA-templated transcription. Bases 1 to 1926 code for a protein of 641 amino acids. NCBI's taxonomy places the organism in Eukaryota, Fungi, Ascomycota, Eurotiomycetes, Chaetothyriales, Herpotrichiellaceae. Gene Ontology annotation, cellular component: nucleus. The transcript has 4 exons. Gene Ontology annotation, molecular function: DNA-binding transcription factor activity, RNA polymerase II-specific; RNA polymerase II cis-regulatory region sequence-specific DNA binding; zinc ion binding.